This is a messenger RNA of Perca fluviatilis (European perch), 1367 nucleotides long. RefSeq names its product glucosamine-6-phosphate deaminase 1 (gene gnpda1). Gene Ontology annotation, cellular component: cytoplasm. The record is from RefSeq and is a predicted model, not a curated record. Gene Ontology annotation, molecular function: glucosamine-6-phosphate deaminase activity; identical protein binding. Gene Ontology annotation, biological process: D-glucosamine catabolic process; N-acetylneuraminate catabolic process; N-acetylglucosamine catabolic process. NCBI's taxonomy places the organism in Eukaryota, Metazoa, Chordata, Actinopteri, Perciformes, Percidae.
ACGCUUGCUCUCUUCAUUCAUGUAUGUACCGGUACGUAGGCCAGCUUCGACAUACGACUAAUGUUUCUACAGUAAAAAGCUGUAAACCACCCGACAGAACCGUUUUUAGUAAUUUAAGGACCCUCAAGUCAAACUAGCACAUUUUUUAUUCAUUAUUCACCUAGCUAGCUAGUGUAGCUGAUGUUCAGUAAUCGUCACCUCCGCUCGCGAGGAGCGCUGUUUGCAUCCAGCAGCAGGAAUCACAUGAUCCAUCCAGACGUCUGCUGCGAGUAAAAGCUACAGAUACACAGUCCAAGGACAAUGAAGCUGAUCAUUCUCAAUGACUACGACCAGGCAAGCGAGUGGGCUGCAAAGUACAUUAGAAACAAGAUCGUACUGUUUAGACCUGGCCCAGACAGAUAUUUCACCCUGGGGCUUCCCACAGGAAGCACCCCCCUGGGUUGUUACAAGAAACUCAUUGAGUACUACAAGAAGGGACAAAUCUCAUUCCAGUAUGUAAAAACCUUCAACAUGGAUGAAUAUGUAGGACUUCCCAGAGAUCACCCUGAGAGCUACCACUCCUUCAUGUGGAAUAACUUCUUCAAGCACAUAGACAUAAAAGCAGAGAACACUCACAUCCUGGAUGGCAACGCUGCUGACCUGCAAGCAGAGUGUGCAUCCUUUGAGGAAAAGAUAACAGCCGCUGGGGGGAUCGAGCUCUUUGUCGGAGGUAUUGGACCAGAUGGCCACAUUGCCUUCAAUGAGCCUGGUUCAAGUCUAGUUUCCAGGACCAGGGUGAAGACCCUGGCAAAGGACACUAUCAUGGCUAAUGCACGAUUCUUUGAUGGGGAUCUAUCAAAGGUGCCCACCAUGGCACUGACUGUGGGAGUGGGCACUGUCAUGGACGCAAAAGAGGUCAUGAUUCUCAUCACUGGAGCACACAAGGCAUUUGCUUUAUACAAAGCUAUAGAGGAUGGUGUGAAUCACAUGUGGACAGUGUCUGCGUUCCAGCAGCACCCACAGACCUUCGUAUGUGAUGAAGACGCCACCCUUGAACUGAGGGUUAAAACUGUAAAGUACUUCAAAGGGAUGAUGCACGUGCACAACAAGCUGGUGGAGCCACCUCCCUCAGUGCCAAAGAAGAACUGACGAUAUCUUGUCCAAACUUUGGAUUCAUGAAGUCUUUUUCAAAAUGUAACACUCCAAUGAUUCCUUCCUCCGGUGGAGAUAUAUCAAGCAAUGCUUGGGGUAAACCUCACCCUUGUAAAAAAAAAAUUAAAAAUAAGCAGUUGUUGGUAUUGUGCAGGCAAGUCGGGUUUCCAUGUGAUGGUGUUCAUACUGCUUUGCUUCUCAUUUGUUAUUUUUAAUAAAGUGCAUUUGAUUUUUAA